UUGGAGCUGUAGUUCCUUGGCUUGAGGGAGGGUCGCUGAGCCCUCCUCUUUCUUAUGCAGCCGCCCCUCCUUCCCUACCCGCUGACGGUAUAAUGAUAUAAUCAUGAGGGGUGUCAGAUCCCGCAUUUGAACUUGCAGCCAAACGGGCAGAGGGAUUGUUCUUGCACAAGGACUCGGCGCAGACACACGCGCUGCAACACUUCACCCUUGUACAACGGCGACUGCUUGUGUAUAGCGCUGGGACAAGAGCCUGAGGAUCCCCCCUCCACCCCAAAAGCAUCAGCCCCACUCCAGCCUGGGAAUAUAGUCCAUCAUCAGCCACACGAGUCUGGGGGAGAUUCCUGUACAAGGUGGAUUGGAUGCAGCUGCACUAGGUCACCUUAAAAGGUCAAGAUGUUAUUAGAAAUAAAAUAUAUAUUUUGGAUAUGCUCAGCAUUUUCCCUUACAAAUGCAUUCCGUGCAGUUAAAUUGGAAAAAAGUUCUCCAGUGAAGGGUUCAUUAUCUGGAAGAGUGAAUCUGCCAUGUUUUUUUUCAACCAUACCAACAUUGCCACCCAGCUACAAUAUUACAAAUGAGUUCCUGCGAAUCAAAUGGACCAAGAUUGUCCAGAGCAGAGAUGGAAAGGACCCAAAGGAAACCACAGUUUUGGUGGCCCAAAGUGGAAGUAUCAAAAUCGGACAACAUUAUAGAGGCAGAGUGUCUGUGCCGAGUCAUCCUGAAGACAUCGGAGAUGCAUCUUUAACAAUAGUUAAGCUACGUGCCAGUGAUGCUGGUGUUUACCGAUGUGAGGUCUUGUUUGGGAUUGAAGAUACCCAAGACACCGUUUCUUUGGAUGUUUCAGGAGUCGUGUUUCACUACCGAGCCUCUACAGACAAGUACUCUUUGGACUUUGAGGCUGCUCAGAAAGCUUGUAUAGACAGCGGUGCCCAAAUUGCUACUCCAGGACAACUGAAAGCAGCCUAUGAAGAUGGUUUUGAGCAAUGUGAUGCUGGAUGGCUUUCUGACCAGACUGUUAGAUAUCCAAUCCGCUCACCUAGAGCUGGCUGCCAUGGUGAUAAAAUGGGAAAGGAAGGGAUUCGCACCUAUGGAAGACGCCCUGCUUUAGAGAAAUAUGAUGUGUACUGCUUUGUGGAUGAACUGGAAGGCGACCUGUUCCACACGACUGUUAAGAAUAAGUUCACCUUUGAAGAAGCCAAGCAGGAGUGCGAGAAGAAGAAUGCAGCUCUUGCCACCGUGGGGGAUAUGUAUGCCGCGUGGAGAAAGGGAUUUGACCAGUGUGAUUAUGGUUGGCUGGCUGAUGGAAGCGUUCGCUACCCAGUAUCUGUGGCCCGACCCCAGUGUGGAGGAGGUUUGCUUGGAGUUCGGACGAAAUACCGCUACAGUAACCAGACUUAUUUCCCUCAUUCACAGGAGAGAUAUGAUGCCUAUUGUAUCCAAGGCAAAAGGAAUAUAACUGAAGCUGUAUCCGUUAGACUGAUAUUACCGACUGAAGCUUCAACCACCAGUGUGAUAAAGACAGUUGAAAAAUUGCCUGAAAAGGUAACAAUAAAGCCUGUUUAUUCUGAUGGACGACGACCUGCAACAGAAAGCAUUUCUCAUUUGAAAGCAGAAACUGGUGUUACGCCUGAUACCAAGCAGAAAGAAACAGUAGUUCCAACAGAUCCGUCCGCUCUUUCAUUUCAAGAAGAGGGCACCUUGGCUUCUAAAUUGGAAAGUACCCAAGAUGUCAUAGAACCUUCUGCUUAUCAGACUGAGAAAAUAGGUGUAGAGAGUGAGAUCACUAAAAGCCCAACAGGUUAUCCCGUGGAGCAACAAUAUUCUAUACCUGAUAAUUCUAUAAAACUGACAGAGGUUUUAUAUCAAAGUUUGCAACCCCCAAAGGGGUCAAUGGAAGCCAAAAGUGAAGAAAUUAUCCCAACGGUUAUAAUACAUCAUGAGAUUGUUAGUGAUAAAGACAUCAUCACGAGCCUACCCGAAAUAAGAACAGGACCUGAGGAAACCUUUGAAAGUAGUGUUGUGACUGUGAGCAGUUUAAAACAAGAUUCUGAUGCUUCAAGCACACAACCCGAGUUGGAUGUAUUUACAGUGUACAAAACAUCCACCUCUAUGCAGCCUGCAGUAACUUCAGGCUUCGAUUCCUCUGAAGAAGGGAGCCAGCCAACUGUCUCUUCAGAAUCAAUAGUUACAAAAGAAAAACAUGUAGUUAGUACAGUUCAUGAGGAUGAGCCCACAGAUAAAGUCCAGGAAAGUACAACAUUGCCUGUCACCGAGGAUGUAAUUAUAGAAUCUGAGGACAGUUUUGCAGCUGUUGAAGAAGAAAGUGUGUUGCAGUCAAGCCAGUUAUCACCUUCAGACAGUCCAACACAAGUCACAAGUCCAGUAUUGGACGUAACUGAAGCCACUUCCACAAGCAAAGAACCAAAACCAACUGAUACAGUGGAUAAAGUUCCCGAAACACAUAUCUCUCAUAAAGAGACAUCUGUAGAGCAGAUAACACUAAAACCUGUUUCUAUUUCUACUCAGAAGCCACAUCUCAUAGAUGUGGAACCUGAGGAGGAAACCAGCAAAGAAACAAUAGUGAUCGAUGAGUCUGUUUCUCGCCUAAAAGUUACAACUGAAUCUGACAUGACAGGCAAACAGGAGGAAGAUAUCGACUCAGAAUACCUGACAAGUGGAACUUCUGGAAAAGAACCCACCCAAAAGCCUGAAUGCGAGGACACCUCAGCUGAGGCUGAGACAAAUGUACAUGAAACAGAUUUAAGUCAGAAUCGUUCAUCAAUCAAUGUGAUCGUUGUGCAUCUCCGUGACAAUGAGACAGGCCCAGUUGAAUCAAUUAUUCAUGUAUUGGAUCAAGGAGGACUUCAAUUACCUGAACAUAAUGAGUCCAGUGAAGAGAAUGACUACCCAAUAAUAAUAGAUGUUAUACACAUAGUUCCACCAGAUAUUGAUAAUGACUCCGAUUGUGACAAUACCACUGAUGUUUCAACGCCCCCUCCAUUGCAAUUUAUCAAUGGCAAACAAGAGAUCACGACUGCACCAAGAGAUUCCAAUGCUGAGGAACUUAGACAGGAUCAGAUUGAAAGUGCCACACCAUCUGAAAAUGUUUCACUUACUCAAUUCAGCGAAGUUACAGAGCGAGUAAUAUCACAGACAGAUGUCCCUAGCAUUACAACAUCAGUGGUUGUAGAUAUUGGGGAAAGCAUUUCACAUGCAAAGUUACAAGAACCUGAAUUCAGUGGGGACACAGAAUUUUAUGCUGAGACUUCUACAUCACAGAAAACUGAUUUGCCACCCACACCGAGUAUGCUUUCACUUAAUAGAUCAGAGCAUUUAGCGACACUGGAAUCCUUACAAGAUACAGAUCCUAAAGUUUUGAGCACUAUUGAAUCCGUUACUGAAGAGAGUAGAAUUGCACUUGAACAUGUGACGGAUGCACCCUCAUCCCAACUGAUAUCUGAAAUAGCCACCCAUACAAGUGAACAAACUUUAUUACCAAAAACAGAAAAAACACCUAAAGAGGAUUUUAUCCCAACAGAGGAAUAUACAAAGGAGACAGAGGAACCAUCUAUAGUCACAGAAGCUUCCAUUGUUUAUGCUGAGCCUGAAGGUUCAGGGGAUUUAGAUUCACAGUCCAUUGUUAGGACGGAUGCACCCUCAUCCCAACUGAUACCCGAAAUAGGCACCCAUACAAGUGAACAAACUUUAUUACCAAAAACAGAAAAAACACCUAAAGAGCAUUUUUUCCCAACAGAGGAAUAUACAAAAGAGACAGAGGAAUCCUUUCAAGAUACAGAUUCUAAAGUUUUGAGCACUAUUAAAUCAGUUACUGAAGAGAGUAGAAUUGAACUUGAACAUGUGACGGAUGCACCCUCAUACCAUCUGAUAUCUGAAAUAGCCACCCAUACAAGUGAACAAACUUUAUUACCAAAAACAGAAAAAACACUUAAAGAGGAUUUUAUCCCAACAGAGGAAUAUACAAAGGAGACAGAGGAACCAUCUAUUGUCACAGAAGCUUCCAUUGUUUAUGCUGAGCCUGAAGGUUCAGGGGAUUUAGAUUCACAGUCCAUUGUUAGUGUGACUGCUUCUGUGCAAAGGCCAGAGGAAAUCAAGAGUUCUCCAACAAAAGUUAUAAUAAAAGCUGAUACCCCUAUGCCUACAUCAUUCCCUGGUAUAGAUUUGUCAUCUGAAGAAGUCAAGUCUGUUACAUCAGUAUUUGAUCAGGUGACAAAAAUCAUAACCACGACCAAAGAAGAAUACGAGGGAAGUAUAUUUACUGUAGAUCCAACAAAAAGUUUUGGAUUGUUUGAAGAAGGAGAAGGGUCAGCUACAGAUGGGGUCAUUUUAGAUCAGCAACCUGCUGUUAGCAGCAGUCGGUAUGCUACAGAAACUGUACCUACAGUAACUGACUCAGCUCAAGUAAAGCCUACUGAUUUCAUAACUUUUUCUUCUGAAGCCAUAUCUUCUCAUGAGAUCAUCAAAACUGUAACUACUUCUGACAUUUCAUCCCACAGUUCAGCAAGUCAAGUAGUCACUGUAGACUCCUUGUUGAUGCAGGAAGGCUCAGGAGAUAUGGACGAUGCAAAUAAAUAUGUUUCAAGUACUGUAUCACAAGAGAAACAUGGUCUUGAAAUCCUGUCUACAGAUUCAGCUAAAACUGCGGACACAUUGUUGAAAUAUGCCAUAACAGAAGAAACUGUCAUUCUGAAAGAAGAUUAUGUACCUACCGAAACUUCAGAUAAACAAUCAACUACAGCAGUGACAGAAGAAAUAGAGAAGUUUACCAUAACUGAAAAAGAAGAAGAAUCUGUUGUGUCUGGUGAUCCUGAAUCACCAUCUGAAAAAUUACAGGUUAGCACAGUGCAAAGUCCAUUGACAGAUGGGGAUUCCAAACAAGAAGUAAUCAUUUAUUCAACUAAUUUUCCACCAGAAUCAAAUCAUACAGCUGUAGAAUAUUUAGGUUCCUCUCCAUUCCCAGUCUUGGUGUCUACAGCCUCUAGCAGUAUAGACUUAGCCAUUUCAGAUAAAACAUCUGCUAUGAAAACCAGCACCAUUUUACCAUUUACAGGCGAGGGUUCAGCUGAUGGUGAUUUGGAGAUUAUUCUUACUUCCAAACCGUCUUUAGAUUCCAUAAAACCUGAUCCUGAAGCAGUUACAGUAUUUACAAUCUUUACAGAUGAUAAAACAAUUGAAACUGGCAUAACUCACAGUUUGACACCAAGUAACAUAAGCUCAGAUUUACCAUUAGUAGAUCAAGGUUCUGGAGAUCUUAUUAACUCUGAAACAGAAAUUGAGAUAACAACUUCAAAAGACUUUGCUACUGUCUCUACUAUAGAACUUACAGAAAGUGCAGAUACUACAGACGUUUUAGGAGGAACAGUAGUGAAACAAUUAGCUGCAGAACCUGAGACAGUGGAAUCUAUAUUGACCUUCGGCACAGAAACACCUCCAUCAUUGGAACACAUUACAACAUUGGAACCCCAAAAAACUAUUUUUACUGACUCAUUAUUUACUGAUACAGGUUCAGGUGACACAGAUGAUAUGGUCACAUUUUCCCCCACCUUGACUUCAUUAUCCCAAAGAAAACAUGAAACUGAAACCAUUAGGGCUGUUACGUCAGUUGAACUAUCCACAGUGGGCCUGGAAGUGGAAACAGAAGCAGACCUUAAAGAAACACUGAGAGUUGAAUCAGAAAUAACUCAUGAUAAAGAGAAGCCUCAGUUGCAAACAACAAGCAUAACAUCACAGCCCACUAGUGAACAAGCUACACAAGUGCCUCUCAAAUACAUUCUAAGCACUGAAUAUCCAAUAUCUGAAGGAUCAGGAGAUGAGCAUCAAUUUGCUGAAUCAACUACUUCCAAAACUACAGAACAUGAAACUACAAGCAUUAUAAUAGCACAGUCUGAGGAUGAACAUAGUACAAAAAUAGUUUUUGAAGGUUCAGGAGAUGAAAGCAUUGGGACAGGUACUACAAUAUAUGUUACUAAAACUAAAUCACAAAUUGAAGACAUCAGUUCUGUAUUUCCAACCGAGGAGUCAACCGUGAGUUUAGAAGCAGACACAGUUAAAAUAGAUCUUCAUGUAGAAAACCAUACCAAAGAAGCAGAUACUGCGGAGAGUAUAAGUACAGACACAGUGUCUGAGACUGGAACACAAGCAACAGACAGCACACCAGUGUAUUCAACUAGUGGGCAUAUUUAUUUACAUACAGUGAAAGAAACACCCAAGGCUCACUCACCUGUUAUCAUUGAAAGCUCAGGAGACACAGAAGAUGUUUUUACAACUACGGAAAAAUAUGCAACCAAAACAGACGCUGUACACAUCAGUACAGUAUUCCCACUGGAAAAAACCUCAACUGGAGAAACAAGUGUUGAAUUAGAAAUCGAUACCAAAGAUGCAGAAACAGUUGAAUCUGAAGCAGCUUUCAGUACACCAUCACAAGAAAUAUCAAAGGUUGUAACACAAGCAACUGUCAUAAUACCAGGAGAUUCAGCUACCAAAGUAAGUGUAAUCGCAGACUCACCUACUUAUGAAAGCUCCGGUGACGAUGAAAUUCUGAUUGGCACCACAGCACAUACAGCUUCACCUAAACUGGACAGUGAAAUUAUCAGCACAUCACCCGCAGCUAAAGAACAUACAGAAAGUGUGGAAGCAGAAACACAUUUUGAAUUAGGUGAUAUUAAAGAAAAAGAAACAGUUGAAUUGGAAAAGGUCAUUAGUACAGAGCAACAAGUGUCUAAGUUUGUGACACAAUCAUCUUCCACUCUGUACAUAUAUUCACCUACUGAGGAUAGCUCUAUGUUUCCAGCCAAAACACUAGUCAGCACUCUUCCAACAGAUGAAAGCUCACAAGAAAUAUCAAAGGUUGUAACACAAACAACUGUCAUAGUACCAGGAGAUUCAGGUACCAAAGUAAGUGUAAUCACAGACUCACCUACUUAUGAAAGCUCCGGUGAUGAGGAAAUUCUUAUUGGCACCACAACACAUACAGCUACACCUAAACUCGACAGUGUAAUCAUCAGCACAUCUCCCCCAACUAAAGAACACACAGAAAGUGUGGAAGCAGAAACAGAUUUUGAGUUAGCUGAUAUUAAAGAAAAAGAAACAGGUGAACUAGAUACAGUCAUUAGUACAGAUCAAGAAGUGUCUAAGUUUACUACACAAGCAUCAUCCACUAUAUUCAUAUAUUCAACUACUGAGGAUAUCUCUAUGUUUCCAGCCAAAACACUAGUCAGCACUCUUCCACCAGAUGAAAGCUCAGGAGACGGAGUGGACAGUUUCCCAGUUACUAAAACAUAUGCAAUUAAAAUACAUAGUGAAGACAUCAGCACAAUAAUUCCAACUGAACAACCCAAAAUGAGUCUAUCAAUAGAAACAAGUGAAGCAAGUGUUAUCUUAGAAACCACCACCAAAGAAAUAAAAGUGGACUCUGAAAUAGAUAUCAGUACAGAUGCACACCAACUGUCUGUAUCUGGAACACAAGCAUCUGCAACCAUAAGUGUGCCCCAAGCUACCACUGUUUUUAUUGAGGAUAGCUCAGGGGACGAUGCAGAUAUUUUUACAGAUACAUAUCCAAUUGAAACAAAAGUGGACAGCAAGGCUGAUAGAACAGGUUUUCCAGUUGAGAAAACAACAGUGGGUUUUACAGUAGAAUCAACUAAAAUAGGUCUAGGGUUGGAAACAGAGGUAGCCGAUUCUAAAACAGGGGUCAGCGGAGAAGCAGAGAUAGAAUCUGAGACAACGGUCAUCUUACCAUCACAUUCAACUAGUGAGAUCACUCCAUCUCUUCCAGUGAAAGAAAUAAUCAGCACAGAUGAAAGUUCAGGAGAUGAUGGCUUCUUACUGACAAUGUCUAAAGCCUAUGCAACUGAAUCUGAACCAGUCAGCAUCACGAUUGUCCCUACUGAGGGACUCCAAGUGAGUUUGGAAGUGGAAACAAGUGAAUCAGGUCUUAAGUCAGAAAGUUCUACCGAAGAUGAUGAAGCAGCUGAAUCUGAAAAAGGUAUUAAAACAGAUAUGCUAGAAACAUCAACAAUCGUAACACAAGCAAUUGGAAUAUCAUCACAUGUAGCUGGAGAGCCAAUUACAUCAAGCUCAGUUAGAAAGCAUUCCACCACUGAUUCAGUAUUUCUUGAUCAAGGCUCAGGAGACCAGUCUCAGGGUGAUUUACUAGGGGUUGCUACUACUGAGACUUCAGAAGUAAAAACUGAGGGGGCUACUGAAGCCAUUGGUACACAUUCUGCAGCUACAGACAUGCAGGAAUUAUCAAAGACAGCAACACAAACACCCAGUGCCACACUAACACCAGAAAUUAGCCAAUAUGUUACAGAUACCCCACAUAAAGAGAUAAUCAGCACUAAAUCAGAAAUUUUGGAAGCAGGCUCAGGAAUUGAUGAAGACAUGUUCCAAGAUGUUGUAUCUACACCUGUGAUAAAAACAGAAUCUAAGUCACCAGAAAGUAGAUAUGUAAGCAUUGUUCAGCCAACUACAGAAUACACUGAACACACAGCUCUACCAAGCACAAUUAAAGAUGAUGAUAUAAAUGAACCAAGGGAAUAUAUUUUCAGUACAAAAUCCCCAGAUAGUGAUGUUGGUUCAGGUGCUGAAGUAGGAACAAGUGAGGUAAAAACCUCUACUGAAGAAACAAGGGCAUUAAAACCACAAUUCAUUUUAACUACCAAUGCACCUGAAAAGGCUACAGAUGGUAUAACAGCAUAUCUCAGCAGUAGCUUUAUGGGUGAAGUUUCUGAAAUCCCUCUAAUUGAGCAAGGUUCUGGGGAUGAAAGCCAACAGGCCACAGUAAUAGAUGAAGAGACCAAAACUGAAAGUAAGUUUGAAGAUCAAACAGAAACUAUUAUGUCCCCAGUCACAGAAUACCCAGAAAUACUGGAGUUUAAAAAUGUCACAACAGACAGGGACUCAGAAAUCCCUACCAAGGAAUCUGAAACACCAGAGCCCAAGAUACGUGUCAGCACAAGUCCCAAGGAAAUAUUGCCUGAAGUAAAAUCAACACAAGAUGUGCCAAUAUCACACACUCUGUCUAUGACAGAAUUGACAAUAGGCUUGGAAGAUGAAGUUACCAGCAAGCCAUCAGUAUUAAUUUUUGAAGAAAGCCCAGUCAGCACAAUAUGGGAGGAAACAGAAAAAAAUGAAACUAUUAGUGAAGUCAUUAGCGCAUCGCAUUCAGCAACUGAAUUUAUUCUUGAUGACAAAACAAGCAAACAGAUUUCUGAAGAGCUUGAAUUAUCAACUGUAGAGAAAGAUAUAAAACUGGAAUUUAAAUCAACACCUGCAACAAUUCUGAAGACCACAGAGUCUCUGUCCACUAAAAAAACAUUCUUGUAUGAGGAAGGAUCAGGAGACUUAAUUUCUACGACUAUCAAAGAGGACAAGCCAAUAUAUACAGUCGUUACUCUACCAUUUGUAGAAGACGAUGAGGCACCUGUCAGUACAAGUGUUACUAAAGAUUUAACUGAACUAGAGACAGAUAUAUCCCAGGAAACAAGUUCAGCUAUCACUGAACAUUAUUUACGAUCCACACAACAACCUGAAAUUAGUACAGAAACACCCCAUGUCAGUUCUAAAGACAUUUUAGAAAUAUUAAAAAUCACUGAGACAUCAACAGAGCCAAUUAAAGAAGAGUCCACAUAUACCACAACAACGCCCACCGAACAACCAGAGAUAAUAGAUACUGCUUUUGAAUUAGUUUCAGGACAAGGUUCAGGAGACAUUACAGAUGAUCCUGAUACACCUUCUGCCUCAAUAAAAAUAGAUUAUGAUUCUUUUAGCACAACUCAAGAAAAACAUAUUGAACCUUUACUUCGCACAGACAAGCCACAAGUGCAUGAAACAAAGAGCUCUAAACCAGACGCGGACAUGUAUUCAAAAGUAACCUCCCACAUGUAUGUAGAUUCCAGCUUAUUGGAGACAACAGACACUGAUUUUUUGUUUAUUGAAACACAAACAAUGUCAUUAAUAAGUGAUAGUGUUCUUGCAAAGGAGGAAUCAGAAUCGGACCAAGAACUUAUUGGAGUCAGGCCAUCUACAGUUGUUGCAACCAUUAGACCUGACAUUGAAGACAUAGUUACAUCUUCACCUAUUAUUCCAGAGAGUCCCAAUGAGGGUGGUCCUGAAGUAACUUCUGAGCAGGAAGUAACUCCUAAAGAAUAUGUUUUACCAAUUAGCGCUAGUGCAUUUCCAUCAGAAGUUCAUGUUCCUACAGAAAAAGAGUUGGAAGCUAGCGUAACCAGCAGACCAAGUAUGCUCGUUGACAAGGAAUAUCAGGAAACUGGAUCUUCAGACAUAGUUAUCCUUUCAUCCGUAACAGAAAGUACAACAGAUGGUGAUAAGGUUAGUGACAUAGACCAAACAGCUGAAACCCUGCUGACAACAACAGCGUUAACCUAUACAAAGACAACCAUAGAGUCUGAGGUUGAAGGAGACAAGUUUAGCCCAAGAUUGGAAGAUUCGAGCAAAGUAUAUAGGACUUCAGACUCUGUACCUUUCGAGACGGUUACCUCCCAGGCUUUACUGUUGAGGGAACAAAGUGAAAUUGAUUCGAUCACUACAAAAGCGACAUUUGAAUCGGAAUAUGUAUCAAAGGAAGAAGGGGAUGGUGAAAUAAGAACUAGCCUUGUGGAGGAGCAUAUCACAUCCGAUGACAGUAAAUCUGAACAUGUCACUGAAGAAACAAAAUUAAUAGAUGAGCCUAUUGCAAGCACACCUACUUACAUUCACAAAGAUGAGGUUUAUGUAAGUAAGGUAACAGAGGAGACCACUGUGGUGACUGAGGAACUAAGUCCAAAAUAUCCUGUGACUGUUAUUCUUGUCAAUGGGGCCUCUGACUACACAGGAAAAAUUAUGCCCAGUACUUUGCCAUCUGCUGGUUCAGGUACUGAUCAUGUUGUUUCAGAGCAAGAAGUCAGUGCUGAUAUUGCUGCUACCUAUAAGCCAGAGGAUGUACAUAUAGUAGAUACAACUGAUUCACCUUUAGAUCACUCUGAAAAAACUGAUAUUUUGGAUGAAUCUGUAUCAUUAACCAGUGAUCAUAAGGAAGAUACCACUUCUUCACAGCAGUAUGUUCAAGAAGACAUAGACCACAUACAUAAACACACCUUGCCUACAAAUGCACCAAGUAUAGAUUCAGAUAAUGUCCUCAAUCAACUGUAUGGCCAGCUAACAGAUACUGAUUCUCCUCCAAGUCUCAAAUCUGAGGAAUCGUUCACACCAUUUCCACAAUAUUCAGAUGAAAAGGUGGAAACUCAGUCAGCCUUAGUUGUACAGAAAGAAUUUUCAACGGUUUCAUACAAUAUAGCUGAGCCAGUUGAUGAAAAUGAAAUUGACCCUGCACUUCUAGAAGAAGAAGAUGAAGCCAUGGCUGCUGUAACAUCGGAACCAGAAAUAGAAGUAACUGAUGGAAUUGAAAUCCACAUUUCCACUAGUAAUAAUGUUGAAGGAGCUGAACUUCAAUUUGCAAGUCAAGACCCAUGCAAGGUAAAUCCAUGCCAAGGUGGAGGGACCUGUUAUGCUCGCAGUGGUACAUCCUUUGUCUGUACAUGUAUGCCUGGUUUCAGUGGAGAUCAGUGUGAAAUUGAUAUAGAUGAAUGUCAGUCAAAUCCUUGCCGGAAUGGAGCAGCAUGUGUUGAUGGCAUAGACUCCUUUAAGUGUAUCUGUCUUCCUAGCUACACUGGAUCACUUUGUGAACAAGAUACUGAAGUCUGUGACUAUGGCUGGCACAAAUUCCAAGGUCACUGCUACAAAUAUUUUGCCCAUCGGCGCACCUGGGACGCAGCUGAGAGAGAGUGCCGGGUACAAGGCGGUCACCUGACAAGUAUUACGUCCAAUGAAGAGCAGACGUUUGUCAACCGUUUAGGGCAUGAUUACCAGUGGAUUGGCCUCAACGAUAAGAUGUUUGAGAAUGAUUUCCGUUGGACUGAUGGAAGCACAAUGCAAUAUGAAAACUGGAGGCCAAACCAACCAGACAGUUUCUUCUCUGCUGGCGAAGAUUGUGUCGUUAUUAUUUGGCAUGAAAAUGGCCAGUGGAAUGAUGUACCAUGCAACUACCAUCUUACUUACACCUGCAAAAAGGGAACAGUUGCUUGUGGACAGCCUCCUUUUGUAGAAAAUGCCAAGACCUUUGGAAAGGCUAAACCUCGCUACGAGAUAAACUCUAUGGUCAGAUACCACUGUAAAGAAGGUUUUGUACAGCGCCAUUUGCCAACCAUAAGAUGCAGAGGUGACGGACGAUGGGAUCUGCCUAAAGUGUCAUGUCUGAAUCCUUCCAAUUUCCAAAGGACUUACUCUAAGAAAUAUUAUUAUAAGUUUACUCCACCUGAGAUGAGGACUUCCAUGAAUUCUCCAAAACACCACCACAGCUGGAGCAGGACUUGGCAAGACUCCCCACGCUGAAGAACCCUAACCUACCAUCAGCAGACAACCUUGACUGCCAAAGUCCUCAUUUAUAGUGCCUUUCACAAGCGUUCUGAGGAGUGAUAUCUUAGACUUGGACUAUGGCGUUGAAUAAAAAAUUUGAUCUAAAAUCUUAGAAGUUAUAGGGACUAAACCUGAUGUAAGCAAAAAAAUUUAAACCAUUACCUGUCCAGCCUACUAGAACCUUUAGUUAAUGUAUUUCAUCACAAAUGGAACAGAUUUAUUGCAUUGAUACAAGCUUACUUUAAUAUUUAAGCAGCUUGACUGUAGUGGAGAUGCAUUUGUAAAUAAGAUGAUCUAAAUAUGUUUUCUAAUCAUGUAUAUAAAAUGAACUAGUGAGACUAAAGUCGGGCUUAUUUAAUAAGUGCUAUAUGAGUCAAUACACCACUUGUGUCCCAGAGGUCUUAUUGAAAUGCAGAUGCCUCUGGUGCACACAUGCUGGUGUGAGCUGAGCUUAGUACAUCAAGGCUGGAGAUUGAAUGUGUGGCAGAAGACUUUGUGCCAGACUAUGAACAACGAUGAAAAGAGCAUCAUAAUUGUGUGCCAUACAAUAUGUAAAUGUUUUGUGUUGGGUAAUACAGUGGAGGAGAUCUACUUUGUCACCUGCAAUAAUGGAAAUAUUGUUUUGUUUAUCCAUGACCACUUCCGUAACAAGUCUUUACGGAUGAACAGGGUCAUAUAUGAUUAGCCAGGUAGGGUGCAAAUGAUGUUUAGCACUUUGCACUCUUCUCAAUUUCUGCAGGUCUGUGUGCUAAAAAAGGGGAGCGUUUAGAGACCUGCCACCAAUCCCAUGGAUUUAGCAUUGCCUCUGUUGUGAUGAAGUCAUGAGGAGCGGGCUGGGGGCAUGUAGGCAUCAGCCCUUCUGACCCUACCAGUCCCCUUGCAUGUCAUUCAGUAGCGCAAGUUAGGAAGUGGCUGCAGGUGUAGUCUUCAAUAGGGCCUCCAUAGAGCAGGUAGUAAGGACAGGGCUGCCCUGCAUCUGCAACCACUGAGUUUUUAUCCUUGCACCAGAUUUUCAGUUUGCUGCAAGAAGCAGAACACUGCCCCUGCUGCAAGUCAAGCGUGAUGAGCACCAAGGGGUGUGGUUUUGUGCCUCUUAGCACUCCAAGGACUUGCAGCAGGGUCAGUUGUAAAUGACCCCUGAAUUGUCUUUCAUUGUAAAUUGCUAAUUCACCAGGGAGCUAUUUAUAAAUGAUUACUGAAGCAAAAUCAGACCUAGCCCAGAUGUACCAUAUUUGCAUCAAAUUGUAUGUUGCAUCACUUUUUUGAUGCCAGUGUUUAGACUGCUGCAUGAAUAGAUGCAAUACCAAUAUCCCAAGCUGGGGCAGUUUUGAUUUUGCUUUGUAUCUUUCGCACAGAUAAAAAAAAGGCUCCAGUGCAGUCCAACGUUGCUUUCUUUCAACAACUAACCAUUGCAAGGGUGCAUUUUACAAUGUUUGAUUAAAAAAAAAAAAUAGAACAAAAAAAAAGUGAACAUUUUUGUACAUAUAGUCAUUUUUUAAGUCUUUUUUUUAAUGAGAUAAUGAAUGUGUAUUGAUGAAUGCAGCAGCUGUGAAGCAAACACGAACAAAUGUAGAAAGCCAUUCUGAUUUCACUUAUGGGAGGCUCAAUGCCAUGGGCUCUUAAUUUUUUUAAUUUCUCCAUUUGUGAACAACCAGCCUGUAAGAUAUAUUGAGUUCACAAACGUUGGAAUGAAAUUACUGGAAGAUUAUUCAUAUGACUUUCACACCGUUACCUUCUAGAAAGCCCUGCAGACUCCAAAUCCAUUGAGACAACCCCAGGGUCACUUGGAAGAUAAGUGACAUCCUACAGAUAUAAUUAUUUUUUUCCUAAUAAACGUGCAAUGAAAUUAUUCAUGAAACGAAUUGCCCUGAAUCAGUAGUGUUGGGUUUAUAAAGUAUCCCUGGAAUGUUAGUGUAGGACGUUUUUCACCAAAGCAGGUUUUGGAAUAUUCCCAGGGAGAUUCAUAUAAUGGAUAGAUGCUGUGCAACUGGUUCAUGUUGGUCAUUAUUAAAUAAAGAAUUUCCAUUUCCGAGGGGACUAGAAAUAAUCCGAUCACUCACUGGCUGUUGUGGCCAUGCAAUCUGGUCAAGUGUUUUGAGCAGCUGAACUUUUGGUUCAAUUAUUCCAGCCAAACCAAGUCACCCUAAGACUCAAAACAUUGGCUUGUUGGUCAAGCUAGAAUUGCGUGGGGGCUGCACUUCUUCACAAGGAUCUGAUUGCUGGUCAGAUAACUGUGAUCAUCUCCAUCUUUGUGACCAGCUCAAGUAGUUCCCAGUAUGUAACACAUGCCACCCAUACCCAAAGUAUUAUUUUCUUAUAUCAUUUCAUUGCCAGAGGACUGAAAUACAGAGGAAGUCCCUCAGGCAAUGAAAUGAAUCCAAUGAACAAAGUAUAUUUAUUGCGGUCGACCUACUGACAUAACAACCAUUGAGACUGGUAUCGAGCCUCUUCAUAAAGUGAAACAGAUAUGGAUUUUUAACUGAGUCCUAAUUACUAAGAGUGCGAUUGAUUCAUUCCUUUUGACUGCUGCACCUUCCCUAAUCAUAUUUUGUACUUGACAACAAUGCACCAUAGUGUUGACCUGUAUGUUUUUUUUUCUAUUACAAUGCACAUAAUACCUUUUUUUCCCCCCUGUAUUUAUAUUAUAACUUGUAUAGUAUAUAAUGUGAACCUUUGGGUAUUUGUGAAUGAAAGUAAAUCUUUGUAACUUUUAUAUCUGCUUCUGUUUCACCAAAGAAACUUUUUUUUUGGUUUGCUAGUCUUCGGUUCCUAGUGUUUUUAUUUAUUCUUUUUUUGGAAUUCUUUUUUAAUAGAAGAAUGUGUAAUUAUAGAUCAAAUUAAUAAACACUCAAAUGUU
Molecule: messenger RNA, 15286 nt
Organism: Xenopus laevis (African clawed frog)
Lineage: Eukaryota; Metazoa; Chordata; Amphibia; Anura; Pipidae
Gene: vcan.L
Product: versican L homeolog
Exons: 15
Coding region: 394-12405 (4003 amino acids)
Biological process (GO): central nervous system development; skeletal system development; positive regulation of neuroblast proliferation
Cellular component (GO): synapse; photoreceptor outer segment; interphotoreceptor matrix
Molecular function (GO): hyaluronic acid binding; carbohydrate binding; calcium ion binding
Source: RefSeq, a predicted model, not a curated record